This is a messenger RNA of Lottia gigantea (owl limpet), 363 nucleotides long. RefSeq lists its product as hypothetical. The annotation marks the transcript as partial. Gene Ontology annotation, cellular component: mitochondrial outer membrane. The record is from RefSeq and is a predicted model, not a curated record. Gene Ontology annotation, biological process: autophagy of mitochondrion. The transcript is spliced from 4 exons. NCBI's taxonomy places the organism in Eukaryota, Metazoa, Mollusca, Gastropoda, Lottiidae.
AAAUAUGACGGUUGGAUUGAAAAGAUGUUUGGUGAUAUUUCUAAACAGACAGUAGCUAAACAAGCUGUUAUUGGUACAGGAUCUGGCUGGUAUGUGGUAGCUGGAUGGUUGUUUAUGAAAGUUGGUAAAGUAGCUGCUGCAUCUAUUGGACUCACUGUCUUAUUAGUUCAGGUUGCUCAGCAUCAGGGUUAUUUAACUAUUAAUUGGAGUCAGUUUCAAUCAAGUGUUGUUAAAGCUAGAAGACAAAUGGAAAAAUCAGCUAGAAAACAUGUUCCUGGUCUCACUUCUAAUUUCCAACAUUUUUUUAGAAGAAAUAUUGUAUUAGCUGGAAGUUUUACUGGUGGAUUUUUAAUGGGACUUGCA